Molecule: messenger RNA, 1087 nt
Organism: Pyrus x bretschneideri (Chinese white pear)
Lineage: Eukaryota; Viridiplantae; Streptophyta; Magnoliopsida; Rosales; Rosaceae
Exons: 2
Coding region: 80-643 (187 amino acids)
Source: RefSeq, a predicted model, not a curated record
CCAAUCAACAAACACAAACAGAAGCUCUCUCUCUCCUCUAUCUCACCCGGAAUCACAGAACAAGGGGUAAGAAGGAAAGAUGGGUUCUUUUCCAAAAUCCCUAAAUUCUGAAAUAUGGGUCUCGAUCCUCUGCCUUGUCGUAGUUGCGUUCCUCCUCCCCCUCCCCGCCAGCGGAACUCCGUCGUCCAGCAUCUACGACCACCUGCGGAAACAGGGCCUGCCGAUUGGUCUCCUCCCCAAGGGCAUCACCGACUAUUCUCUCAACGCCACCACCGGAGAAUUCCGAGUGUUGCUGGAGCAGCCCUGUCACGCCAAGUUCGAGAACCAGGUGCUCUACGAUUUUAACGUUUCCGGCUUUCUGUCUUUCGGCCGAAUCGCCAACUUAUCGGGCGUGUCGGCUCAGGAGCUCUUCCUCUGGUUUCCGGUCAAGGGGAUCAGAGUCGAUGUGCCCAGCUCCGGCCUCAUUUAUUUCGAUGUCGGCGUCGUUGACAAGCAGUUUUCUCUCUCCCUCUUCGAAUCGCCGCCUGAUUGCACCGCCGUUGACCCUUCUGAUCCCAACUUCAAUCCUGCCGCGUUCGAGAAUGAAUCACUGAAUCUUGGGUAUCGAGUUGGUCGGAAAAGUGAGCUGAGGGCCGAUUCAUAGGUUGUGCAGGCAGAGAUAUGAUUGAAGUUAACUCAAUCAACUUGGGGGACUUUAUAAGCUCUUGUUGGGUCUUCUUUUCUCUGAAGUGGAUGUCAAAGGUUCUAGUUUGGCAGGUCCUAAGCUUUAUGUAUGUGUGCUUGGUUGCUUGCUAUGCUGUAUGUAUGUACAUGUUGGCCUGAAACUUGUGUCUUUGUGGGGAAAAUUAGAACAAUUUUGGUAAAGACGAGAGAGAGUAUGGAAGAGAAAAUGAAGUUUAAAGGAUCUAUACAUUUAGUAGGGUGAGACAGGGAGGGAUGGGAUCGGGUGGUUGGUUUUGGGUGACUAGUUUUCUUGAAAUUUAUGUCAAUUGUUAUAUCAUUUUAAGUUUACAUAUUAUAGAUACAAUGGCAUGAGUUGUGUAUUGAGUUUCUUUUGUGAUAAUAUAUGUUGAGGUUUUUAGUUCUU